Messenger RNA from Drosophila obscura, 595 nucleotides. RefSeq lists its product as uncharacterized. Bases 139 to 297 code for a protein of 52 amino acids. The transcript has a single exon. The record is from RefSeq and is a predicted model, not a curated record. Lineage: Eukaryota; Metazoa; Arthropoda; Insecta; Diptera; Drosophilidae.
CAACCUUCAGAGCGUUGCCAUUCCCGAAAUCAUUCAGCUUCCAUAGACAUUGGUGUCCUCCAACAGGCGAGCCGAGUGGAACUGCAAGCUUAACAAAAUCGUUGGCAAAAAAAAGUGCAACAGAAAAGUAAUCGCAAAAUGUGUGUCUAUUUAGGAGCCACUGACGAUCUGAUGGAGAUAACUUACUUCGUACUGUGCCGUGUCCUCGAGCUGUCCCUGUUCACCUGCAUGAUGAUUUGCAACGCGAUCAGGUCCAAGUGGAAUAAUACCAAGGCCAUCGAGAUGGCGGAGCCGUGACCCAACGGAUGGCAGCACGACUGCAUAAAUGUGGAGCCCCCUGCAAAUUCGAUGGUGUGAAUGACCUUAUUCUCCCCUAUGUGUGUCUGAACGUUUAAUUAGCGAUGCAAUAUCCCUAGGAAUAAGCAUAAAUGUACUAUGUGUAUGUGUAAAUGUUCUUUAUAAGAUAAGCAUAAAUGUUUAAGUUUUCUUAGGUGAAAACUUUUUCCAUAGGAAAAUCGUAAAUGUAAAUCAUAAAUGUGUAAAUGUUUAUCUGUGUAAACUUCCCAAAAGACACCCAAUAAAUUAUUAUAAUUAU